This is a messenger RNA of Exaiptasia diaphana, 1309 nucleotides long. Its product is annotated as dual specificity protein kinase Ttk. Gene Ontology annotation, cellular component: spindle; nucleus; kinetochore. Gene Ontology annotation, biological process: mitotic spindle assembly checkpoint signaling; chromosome segregation; protein localization to kinetochore. Gene Ontology annotation, molecular function: protein serine/threonine/tyrosine kinase activity; protein serine/threonine kinase activity; ATP binding. NCBI's taxonomy places the organism in Eukaryota, Metazoa, Cnidaria, Anthozoa, Actiniaria, Aiptasiidae. The record is from RefSeq and is a predicted model, not a curated record.
UUCAUCAAGUUACACACAAAAAAGUUCAAGUACCAAAAAAAAUUGAAAAAGUUGUCCAAAGUUCACAAGUACCAAAAGAAACAAAUAACUAUUCAUCAAGUUACACACACAAAAAAGUUCAAGUACCAAAAGAAACAAAGUUAUGAAAACAAACAAGCUUUUGAUGGUAAGCGUGUGUGUGCUGUCAAGUACGUGUCCCUGGAAGAUGCUGACGAUUUCAUAGUGCAAAGCUACAUCAAUGAGAUUAACAUGUUAAAAAGAUACUGGCAACAGAUGCUGGAAGCCGUCAAUGUCAUCCACAAUGAAGGAAUCAUUCAUAGUGAUUUAAAACCCGCCAACUUUCUUUUUGUCGAGGGAAGAUUAAAACUGAUCGACUUUGGAAUUGCCAACUCUAUCCAGGCUGACCAAACAAGUAUACAGCGAGAUACUCAGGUCGGAACACUAAACUUCAUGUCACCAGAAGCCUUCCAGGAUAUUUCUGGUUCAAUGAACCCCAACACUGGACGAUCACGACCAUGUACAAAGAUCGGUCGUCCCAGUGACGUAUGGUCGUUAGGGUGCAUACUAUACGCRAUGGUAUACGGUCGAACACCUUUCCAACACAUCACCAACCAAGCCAUGAAAUUACAGUGUAUCAUCGACGAGAACUAUGCAAUUGAGUUUCCUCCAAUCGGCAAUUCCAAGCUCCUUGACGUAUUAAAGGGUUCUUUGAUUAGAAAUCCUCGCGAACGUUAUACAAUCCCACAUCUAYUACAGCAYCCAUUUCUGUCUUCAGGAAAAGCCGCUGARCCAAAUGAAGAACAACUUUUCAACGUCCUUCUAGAGUUAGCGCAGGCUCAUGUUAAUUCACCUCGUUCCAUUCGAGUUGCAAGCAAGAGUAUUUGCGAGCAACUACGGUCAGGUAAUAAAAUCGAUGUGUCCUCAAUUUUGGUGAAAAAGCAGCACCAGUCCCAGCAUGCACCACCCUCAGGACGUCAACCACUCGGUGGUCUGAGCAUGGGGUCCCUGCAGAUGCCUCACAGUGCACUCAAGUCAUCAGCACCAUAUAUGGGCAAUGAUAGAUCUUACUUCGAUAAGGAAAAUGCUGACUUGCCAUUCACAUGAUGAUGUCUGCUUCCGAGAAUAGAGAACAAUAUAAAUGAAAUGAUGUAUCUGAAUCACUGCUAUAAAUCACAAGUAGGAAGUUGUGUUUUCGUGGUAUUAUUCCUAUCGAUGUGCAUUUAAAAGAACUUAGAACAUUUAGAACUAUGUAAUCAGAUUUGUUCGAAGACAAUCUAGAUAAUAAAUUUAAUAUUGAUAAGGUAAAAAA